Messenger RNA from Episyrphus balteatus (marmalade hoverfly), 1441 nucleotides. RefSeq names its product acyl-CoA Delta-9 desaturase. Gene Ontology annotation, biological process: unsaturated fatty acid biosynthetic process. Gene Ontology annotation, molecular function: stearoyl-CoA 9-desaturase activity; iron ion binding. Gene Ontology annotation, cellular component: endoplasmic reticulum membrane. The transcript has 7 exons. Lineage: Eukaryota; Metazoa; Arthropoda; Insecta; Diptera; Syrphidae. The record is from RefSeq and is a predicted model, not a curated record. Bases 239 to 1357 code for a protein of 372 amino acids.
AACUCAGCUUAGUCAUUUGUUGAUCGAGGUUCAUACUUCACUAUCGGUCGGUAACUCAACGUGAUCACAUUAACAACGCGAAACGGAUUACACUUGAAGUCGACUUCAACAACUCCAUCGACUUGAAGCAGAAAAAAAGUGCUGUGAUACAAUUCUUUAAUUUUUUAAUUGAUUUAUUUUCAUUAUUGUGCAAACCGAAAAGGUGUUUGCACGGAAGAGCUGAAAAAUAUAUCCCAAAAUGGAAGCUAAAGAAUUAAGUAAAAAGUCCUUAAAUGUUGAUCCAUCGAAAUCAUCCGAUAGUGAACAAACAUCAACAAAUGCCAAUUCGGAUGCUGGAAAGGUUAAAAGGGAGGCCAGUUGGCCAUCAGUUUUGUUUUAUAUUCAUUUGAAUAUUCUUGGCCUGUAUGGUAUUUUCGUCCUUUUAACAAAUACGUCGUUUUUAACAAUAUUGUUUACUUUGGUAUUAAGCUUGCUUGGAAUUAUGGGUGUAACAGCUGGAGCGCAUAGAUUAUGGGCCCACAAGACAUAUGAAGCAACUUUUUCACUCAAAGUUUUUCUUAUGAUCUGCCAAACGUUAGCUGGAACGGGAUCAAUCUACAAUUGGACUCGUGCUCAUCGUCUGCACCAUCAGAAAUUCCGAACAACCGAUGAUCCAUUCUACAGUUCGGCAGAUUUCUUUUCAGCUCAAGUACGAGCACAAAUUGAAAGUUUGACUCCAGAGCAAGAGAAGCUGCUGGAACAAGUUGAUAUGUCAGAUUUGGAGGAAGACAAUGUUGUAAUGUUCCAAAAGAAAUUCUAUUGGAUUCUGUACUUCAUCGUACAUGUCCUAUUGCCAAUCAAUGCUCCUUUGGAAUAUUGGGGUGAUACUAUUCCAGCUGCAAUUUUUGUAACUUUUUCUCUGCGUUACUUGAUUGUUCUGAAUGUUUGUUGGCUCAUAAAUUCAGCACAUUUUGUUUGGGGUUUGAAUAAAAAUUUCAAGCCAUCAGAUUCAAAUAUGAUAUUUAUUAUUACUAAGAGUUAUUGGCCUCAAUAUCAUUAUCUUCUACCAUGUGACUAUCAAACUGGUGAAUUUGGUGAUUAUGCUGAGGGUUGUACAACUUUAUUGAUACGAGUAUUUGCUGCAUUGGGUAUGGCAACGCAGCUUCAAACUAUCACAACAGAAGCUGUCCGAAAGGGACUCACGACAGCUGUCGAAAGUGGUAAAUCAAUUGUGGAAUGCAUCAAGGAAGCUGCUGUGGUUGAACAAGCAAAAUUACCAGAGGAUCAUUACUUGGAUAAGAGCAAAUUUUUGACAUAUUUGAAACAAGCAGCCGGAUCCUCAUUUGAUGGUAAAUUUGAGAGAAGGACAUAUGACUAGUUAGAGAAAGAGGCUUUUCCUACUACAACGUGGAAGAUAAAAUAAAUGAAUAACAAUCUUGUCUACUGUUGAUUUGCAAUUUUA